CCCUUCUCUAUUUAUUACUCAAAUCCUUCCGUUCAUUUCCUUCUCUUCUUUUCCUCCAACUCUCUCCCUCUAUCCCCUCUCUCUCUCUCUCUCUCUCUCGCCCAAAACCAAAAGGAAGAAGAAGCCUUUCACCAAGCAGAGAGAGUUCCAUAUGGCGGCCGAUGUUAGCUACCUUGUCAGGGGUAUGAGCGCCUACAAGAACGAUCGGGCUGUCGGCGCCGGCGAACCCUCUCUGAUUACAAGGGAUUUGCUCGGAGGCGGCGGCGGCAGUACUAGCUCCGCCGUCGGUGGGUCGGACGGCAAUGAGUUUCAGGAAUUGGACCUCGACGUCCAAGUCCCCGCUGGCUGGGAAAAGCGCCUCGAUUUGAAGACAGGGAAGGUGUACUUGCACAGAAGCAACGCAUCAUCAGCUUCGCCGUCGUCCUCCUCCGACCACCGCCACAACCUCAGCCAAACGUUCCCCAAGCUCCAGGAUUUGAACUUCCCGCCGUCGUCGUCGAGAAUCACGCUCAACCUCUUCGACGAGAGCAGCCUGGAGCUGAAACUGACCGCCGCGGCAGCAGCCAACUACCAAAGCGUCUGCACUCUGGACAAGGUCAAAUCGGCCUUAGAGCGGGCGGAGAGGGAACCCGUCCACGCCGCGGCGGCGGGAAGGAAACGGUUCCCGGCGGGGAAGUCGUCCCUGUCCCCUUCUUACUCGUCCUCGUCGUCGUCUCUGUUUCUGGCUUCUUCAGGGGAGGAAGAAACAGAGGAAGCAGGUUCCCCUGUGGCGGCGGGAUGCCCUGGGUGCUUGUCGUACGUGCUGAUCAUGAAGAACAAUCCCAAGUGUCCGAGGUGUAACUCGGUUGUCCCGAUGCCGGCGAUGAAGAAGCCGAGGAUCGACCUCAACAUCUCCAUUUGAAGGCGGCGGCGUUUCUUUUUUGUACAUGAAUAGAUAGGAGGAAUUAAGGUUUAGGAAUUAAGGCAGGAAGGCAGGCAGGGGAUGGAUUAUUAAUUAAGGACAGCAAAAGGGUAUAUUAGAGGGGAGCCGGGAAGGGGUAUAAGAAAGACAAGGAUUUUCAUUAUUAUAUAUGAUGGUUAGUUAAUGCAUAUAAACUAUGGUUAUGGAGUUAUAAUUUUUGUUUUUAUUAGGGUUUAAUCAUUGUUCUUUCUGGG
Linum tenue is the source of this 1155-nucleotide messenger RNA. The record is from the annotation of a GenBank genome assembly. NCBI's taxonomy places the organism in Eukaryota, Viridiplantae, Streptophyta, Magnoliopsida, Malpighiales, Linaceae.